CCCCAUCAAACAGACCCUCUCUCCCCCCCCCCCUCCCCUGAGCUAACAAUCGAAUCUUAGGUUUGAAGCAAUGAUUCUACUGCAGUCCACGUCCCGAUUUCUCCUUCAAAUCUUGCAAGGUCGCGUCCAAAGUCCAGAGAAGGGGGUGGAUCUUGAUUGCCAUUCAGUCGAAUUUGGCGAUGUCCGCUAUCAUAUACAGGUCUCCAUGAAGAAACCUCAAGUGAUGGUGCUGUCAGCAUCGCUGCCUAUUCCACCACCGGAAGCCACUUUUCAUAGCGGUCUUCCAGUUGGCGCCAUCGAGGCUAUUAAGGCGGCGUAUGGGCCAAUCGUGCAAAUUCUCGAUCCUCCGAAAGAUGGAUAUAAUCUCACCAUGAAGCUCUAUUUGUCGAAACUUCCAUCAAAUGAAGAACAAAGGCAAGCACUUUUAGUGAAAAUUGCAUCUGUGAGAGAAGUUGUGUUAGGGGCUCCAUUACGAAUGGUCUUGAAGAAUCUUGCAUCGAAGACAGUUGCUCCUGAUGUUGAUCAACUUGUUGCUCUUGUGCAUCGGCCUAAGGAAUCUUUUUUUCUUGUUCCCCAGGCAGAAAAAGUCACCGUGGUGUAUCCUAUGAGGUUCCAGGAUUCGAUCGAUAUUGUUUUGGCAACGUCUUUCUUGCAGGAAUUUGUGGAAGCAAGGCGUACAGCUGCACUUAAUAAUGCCCCUCCUUGUAUGUGGUCCCCAUCACCUCCUCUUGAGUUGAAAGGAGCUCCUGCUGAAGCACUAACUGCAAAUGCUGGAUUUGUUACUUUCGUUAUUUUUCCCCGGCAUGUUGAAGGCAAAAAACUGGACAGAACUGUCUGGAGUUUGUUGACAUUUCAUGCAUAUGUCAGUUAUCACGUAAAGUGCUCAGAAGGUUUCAUGCACACCAGAAUGAGGCGUAGGGUGGAGUCAUUAAUUCAGGCUCUGGAUCGUGCAAAACCAGACACAGAAAAGUCGAAGAAGGUGGUGCAAGGGAAAUCCUUUAAACGACUGAGUCUAAGGGAAGCACGUGGCAGUUAAAAUUCACGUCAAGGUUAGGAAGCUAGAAGAAGUGUAAAUGGAACCCAUUUCUCUAUCGACUUUAAGAUCUGUUCUUCUCGGGAUGCCUCUUUGAACCAGCAGUUGGUGCACGGAUGCCUCUUAUCUUCUUCGUCUCACUAAACGCUUAGGAGAGUAGUUUGAGAAAACACAACAAUGUGAUUCAUUUGGAAAAUAACCAUCCCAACGGACGUUUGCCUGUCAAGCGAUGGUGGUGCGCAACCCAGGUACGUUUCACUUUGUGGAUCAUUUUGCCUUCCCAUGUAGCAAAAAAGGGGUUCUCCACCAUUACAACAAGAUCAGAACAGGUGAUCAUUUUGCCUUGUAGUUGCUGAGAUACCUUUCGAGGAAAACUGGCUUGUUGCCUUGCUGCGAAUUUGCUUCUUUUCUGCUCUUCUGGGUCUCCGUAUCCCCUGUAUGGCACGAUGGUGACCUUGGUUGUGACACUAAAACGUUCAUAAAUUAUUAGCAAGCUUUUAAUCUCCUUUCGUAUAAA
Phoenix dactylifera (date palm) is the source of this 1550-nucleotide messenger RNA. It is a transcript of the gene DIS2, whose product is annotated as Arp2/3 complex, 34 kD subunit p34-Arc. The record is from RefSeq and is a predicted model, not a curated record. Gene Ontology annotation, molecular function: structural constituent of cytoskeleton; actin filament binding. Gene Ontology annotation, biological process: Arp2/3 complex-mediated actin nucleation; actin filament polymerization. Gene Ontology annotation, cellular component: Arp2/3 protein complex; actin cytoskeleton. Lineage: Eukaryota; Viridiplantae; Streptophyta; Magnoliopsida; Arecales; Arecaceae.